Molecule: messenger RNA, 9200 nt
Organism: Betta splendens (Siamese fighting fish)
Lineage: Eukaryota; Metazoa; Chordata; Actinopteri; Anabantiformes; Osphronemidae
Gene: hipk2
Product: homeodomain interacting protein kinase 2
Exons: 15
Coding region: 359-4078 (1239 amino acids)
Biological process (GO): peptidyl-threonine phosphorylation; positive regulation of transcription by RNA polymerase II; peptidyl-serine phosphorylation
Cellular component (GO): nucleus; cytoplasm; PML body
Molecular function (GO): protein tyrosine kinase activity; ATP binding; protein serine/threonine kinase activity
Source: RefSeq, a predicted model, not a curated record
AAACUCGCUGUGCUUUGACCGCUGCAACUUUUGCAGAGACUCCUCACUCCACAGACAUGUCGCACAAUAGCUGAAGCAAGCCUGUCACCGCGGCUCGUCAGCGGAGCCUCCACGAACUCACCGCGGCUCGGAUUUGAAUCGCACAGCCUCCGUCCCGUCGCUCCGCGCGCACCGGACGCUGCGUUUGAAGACGCUUGGAUAUGAAUUAUGAGCAUUUUCCUCACUAAUGAACCCGGCCAGUAAUGCAGGAGACCGCGGCGACUCUCUCAUCAGUGUUUCAAGAUGGCAGAUUUUUAUUGAGUUUUGAACAUAUAUCUCGCUUUAUUUUUUGCCAUGAAUAACAGGAAUCCUUGCACCGAUGGCCCCUGUAUACGAAGGUAUGGCCUCGCAAGUGCAAGUGUUCUCCCCUCACACUCUCCAGUCAAGUGCCUUCUUUAGCGUGAAGAAACUGAAGGUGGAGCAGAGUUGCAACUGGGAUAUGACCGGGUACGGCACACACAGCAAAGUCUACAGCCACAACAGCAGCAAGAACGUGUCGGCCGCCAGCGGACCCCUAGGGAUCAACAGCUCCCUGCAGGUUGCGAGCUCCACCUUGCCCUACGAGCAGGCGCUCAUCUUCCCAGCCAGCGCGGGCCACAUCGUGGUCGCCUCAGCCAGCAGCACCUCGGGGGCCGUGGGGUCUCUGUUGGGCGGCGGGGGUGGAGGCAGCAGCAGCAACAGUAGUGGCGGUGGAGCUGGCGGCUGUGGCAGCGGCGUGGGUGGCGGGGUCGGCGUUCAUAACCUGACGCGCCGCAGCACAGUCAGUCUCCUGGAUACGUACCAGAGAUGCGGGCUUAAGCGCAAGAGCGAAGAGCUUGACAACAACAGCAGUGUGCAGAUAAUCGAGGAGCACGGCCCGCCGAUGAUCCAGAACGGGGCGGCGAGCGGCGCCACGGUGGCCACGGCGGCCACCGCCACGUCUACGGCGACGUCCAAGAACAGCGGCUCCAACAACGAGGGGGACUACCAGCUGGUGCAGCAUGAGGUGCUCUGCUCCAUGACCAACACCUAUGAGGUGCUGGAGUUCCUGGGGAGAGGAACCUUCGGGCAGGUGGUCAAGUGCUGGAAGAGGGGCACCAACGAGAUCGUGGCGAUCAAGAUCCUAAAGAACCACCCGUCUUACGCACGGCAGGGUCAGAUAGAGGUCAGCAUCCUGGCGCGUCUCAGCACGGAGAGCGCCGAUGACUACAACUUUGUGAGGGCCUACGAGUGCUUCCAGCACAAGAACCACACGUGCCUGGUAUUUGAGAUGCUGGAGCAGAACCUGUACGACUUCCUCAAGCAGAACAAGUUCAGCCCCCUGCCGCUCAAGUACAUCAGACCCGUGCUGCAGCAGGUGGCCACGGCGCUCAUGAAGCUGAAGAGCCUGGGGCUGAUCCACGCCGACCUGAAGCCGGAGAACAUCAUGCUGGUGGACCCGUCCCGACAGCCCUACCGGGUCAAAGUCAUCGACUUUGGCUCAGCCAGCCACGUGUCCAAAGCAGUGUGCUCCACGUACCUACAGUCCAGAUACUACAGGGCUCCAGAGAUCAUCCUGGGCCUGCCCUUCUGCGAGGCCAUAGACAUGUGGUCGCUGGGCUGUGUGAUAGCUGAGCUCUUCCUGGGAUGGCCGCUCUACCCCGGAGCCUCGGAGUACGAUCAGAUCCGGUACAUCUCACAGACGCAGGGUCUCCCUGCUGAGUAUCUGCUGAGUGCGGGGACAAAGACCACCAGGUUCUUCAACAGGGACCCCGACUCCACAUAUCCUCUCUGGAGACUAAAGACUCCAGAGGACCAUGAGGGCGAGACGGGGAUCAAGUCCAAGGAGGCUCGCAAAUACAUCUUCAACUGCUUGGAUGAUAUGGCGCAGGUGAACAUGACCUCUGACCUGGAGGGCAGCGACAUGCUGGCGGAGAAGGCCGACCGGCGGGAGUUCAUCGACCUGCUGACCAAGAUGCUGACCAUCGACGCCGACAAGAGGAUCACCCCCAUCGAGACGCUCAACCACCCCUUCGUCACCAUGUCGCACCUCCUCGACUUCCCGCACAGCACACACGUCAAGUCGUGCUUCCAGAACAUGGAAAUCUGCAAGCGCCGCGUCAACGUGUACGACGCGGUCAACCAGAGCAAGACUCCCUUUAUCACCCACGUGGCCCCCAGCACCUCCACCAACCUCACCAUGACCUUCAACAACCAGCUGAACACUGUGCACGCCCAGGCCACCAGCCUGGCUCCCUCCUCUGCCAACAAUGCCACCCUUUCCUUUGCAAGUCCCGAUGUCUCCAUACUAAACUACCAAUCUGCACUCUACCAGCCCGCCGCGGCCUCCAUGGCAGCCGUGGCCCAGAGGAGCAUGCCCCUGCAGCCGGGGGCGCCGCAGCUCUGCGCCGCCCGGCCCGACCCGUUCCAGCAGGCGCUCAUCGUCUGCCCGCCCGGCUUCCAAGGGCUGCAGGCGUCCCCUUCCAAGCACACCAGUUACUCUGUGCGGAUGGAGAAUGCUGUUCCCAUAGUGACGCAGGCCCCUGGUGCCCAGCCUCUGCAGAUCCAACCCGGCCUCCUUACACAGCAGGCCUGGCCCAGCGGCACCCAGCAGAUCCUGCUGCCUCCAGCCUGGCAGCAGCUCACCCACACCUCGGUCCAGCACGCCACCGUCAUCCCCGACUCCAUGGGCAGCGCACAGCCGCUCGCCAACUGGAGGAGUUCCCACCCUCAUGGCAGCCAUUAUAAUCCCAUCAUGCAGCAGCCGGCCUUGUUGGCCGGUCACGUCACGCUCCCGUCCAACCAGACGCUCAACGUGGGAGUGGCGCAUGUUAUGCGGCAGCCUUCCACCAACAGCAACUCUUCUUCCAAAAAGAACAAGCAGCACCUGAUGUCGGCCAGGAACAUGUCGGCCUACGAGGUGACGUCCUCCCAGGCCGUGCUGUCCCCGCAGCGCUCCAAGAGGGUGAAGGAGAACACGCCCCCCCGCUGUGCCGUGCUGCAGAACGGCGUGGCCCCCAACUGCCCGCCCCCGCAGGGCUGCGUGGGGGGCGGCGGGUGGGGGGCCGGCGAGGCGGAGCAGGCCUCCAGCACCACCCACGACCACCAGCACCAGCACCAGCACCACGUCCCCAGACAGACCAUCAUCAUCCCCGACACGCCCAGCCCUGCAGUCAGCAUCAUCACCAUCAGCAGCGACACAGACGAGGAAGAUGACCAUAAGCAGAACAACAGCUCAUCGUCGAAGCAGAGGAAGAACGUCAUCAGUUGCGUGACCGUCCACGAUUCGCCCGAGUCCGACUGCUCCAGCAACAACAGCCCCUACGGCAACAACAACAGCUACGACACGAAGACCUCCACGCUGGACAACUACAACAACGGGAACCCCCGCACCAUCAUCAUCCCCCCGCUCAAAACCCAGAACAAUGAGGGGCAGAGCGAGUGUGAGCGCCUGAUGCCAGAUGCCACGAACCAUCAGAAUUCCGCUUACAAGUUCAAAUCCUCCAACGCCUUGCUGUCUGGUAGCAAUCACGUGCCGGGGGGCGUGGCCGGAGGCGGGUCGUACCGGCAGCAGCGCUCCGGGCCACACCCCUUCCAGCAGCAGCCUGUCAAUCUUAGCCAGGCCCAGCAGCACAUGGAGAGGAGCGGCGGGCACCGGCGCCAGCAGGCCUACAUCGCGCCCACCAUCGCCGCCCAGGCCCCGUACCCCUUCCACCACAACAGCCCGUCUCACGCGGGCGGCGUCCACCCGCACCUGGCCGCCACGCACCUGCCCAGCCAGCCCCACCUCUACACCUACACGGCCCCCGCCGCGCUGAGCUCCACCGGCGCCGUGGCCCACCUGGUGGCGUCGCAGGGCCCCGCGCGCCACGCGGUCCAGCACGGCAGCUACCCGCCCGGCAUCGUCCACCAGGUGCCGGUCAGCAUGGGCCACCGCGUGCUGCCGUCGCCCACGCUGCACCACGGCCAGUACCAGGCCCAGUUCGCCCACCAGGCCUACAUCAGCGCCUCGCCCGCCUCCGCCGUCUACACUGGAUACCCGCUGAGCCCCACCAAAGUCAACCAGUACCCUUACCUCUAGAGACGACGCUGACCAACACUGGAGAGCCUGGCCCAGCGCUGCUGCUCCCCCCACCCCCCCACCCCCUCUACGCCCGCCUGUCCCGAGCUCCCACAGCAUCCCAAACAUCCUCUCCGGAACCUCAGACGUAAACAGAGACAGAGGAACAUGCAAUCCUCGCUCAACUGUCACGUAUAACUUGAAGAUAUUAACGACAGAGAGAAGAAGAAGAAGAAGAAGAAGAAGAGAGGUUCACAACCUCUCUAGAAGGGAACGAUGGGGAGGAAUUUUUGAGGGGUGCAGUUGUUGUUUUCCUUUAGUUUAGUUUAGUUGCUUUCUUUUCUGAAAGGAGCCGUUUUUGCUUUUAUUUGACUUUUAUCACUUUAUGAGGAAAGUACUGUUUGAUUCAUUUCACCGUGAUAUUUGAACCAGGCCUUUUUCGGGACGGUGGAGCUUUCUUUUUUUUUUUUGGGGGGGGGUUGUUUUCCUUUGCUUCCCCCUCUUGCGUUUUGGAAGUGACUGUUGAACAGAGGUUACUGACUGGAAGUUCGAAAUCCCAACGGAACUGGGACAAGGUGAAAUACGGAAACCUGCUGCUCUUCAAAGAAAAAAAUAUCGAUGGCCUUGAACUGUCUUAAUAUUUCCAAACCAUUCACGGUGUGGGAGGAAACGAGAGGUGACUGACGCCCCCGCACGCAUGCUCCACCUCCUCCGGUCGAGGAGGCCUCUGGAAAUAUAACCAACAGGAGACAAGAAACUUUUUAGUGUAUUUAUAGAUAUUUUUUCCCUUUCAUUUCACCUUUAUGAUGAUAUUUCAGUUCUAGCUCGGCCCUGUUCUUAGAAUGUAGCAGUCUACACCUGUUUGUUUUAAGAAGACGACUCGUUUUUUUUCCUGAUACCAAUAGAUUUAUUUGUUCUUUUUUUAAUUAAUUAAUGUGAUUGCACAAAGUGGUUAUAAUAACAUAGGCAUGUACAACGUGAUUGUCUGUGUGUGCUACUGUCAGCCAUGCGUGUGUCCUCCACCUCCUGGAAACCCUUGUAAGUCUUUAGGUUUGGACCAUUGUUCCCUCGUAGUGCCUUACAGAUAUUACGUCACAGUUUACGUGGCUCCUGAAAGCCACAAGAAACUCUAGCUGUACUUAUAGAGACGUGAUCCCCCUGGUUUGACAUCCUCGUCGGGGCAGUCGUGCAGUAGCUCUCUUCCAGGUGUAGCCCCACCCCCCCUGCUGUUCCUCGAAGGUGUCACGCUGGGUCUUUAAUCACGGGGUUCUUACCAAAAACAGACCAAUUCUCACGUUCGCUGCGGAUGUUAAUGUAAAUAUGAAAAUGUACAAUACUGCUGUAGCUCCCGGUGGCACCCAGUGUUUGGCUUUAUGUGUUUUGUUUAGUUUUUACUUUAGAAUUCGCGCCGCGGAGCAGAAUCCCAGCUCGCUCGUCACGAGCUGGAGUGGAGACACGGCGGAGGACGCUCUUUUCAAGUUUUAAAAGCCAGUCUGAGAGGAGGGCCUUACAGGAAGUGACUGUUGCCAUGAGAGUGAUUCUGUGAGGCUGCACCGAGGAGACAGAACAUCCAGAGAGAGAGAGAGAGCGAGAGAGAGAGCGAGAGAGAGAGAGAGAGAGAGAGAGGGAGAGUUGUUCGAAAGCGAAGGGGCUGGUUGGAGGCGCAGGGGUCGGUUUAGGUAGGGCAGUGCGGGGCAGGGCCACGCUCUCUAUCUUAAAUUGGACUACAAUGGUAGCAAGUUGGCACUGAGCAGGUUGAUAGUAACACUGAGCCUGGUGGCUGGCAGGGGCCGCGAUGGGGGGGGGGGGGGGUUCUGAGAAUUGGGUUCUCCGGCAAAAGACAAGUGGGAGGGAACCGAGCAGAAGGGGAGGCUCACACCUGGAAGGGCGCCGUGGGUUUGUCGGCCGCUGUCCAUUUGUCUUCGUCCACCACAGACACGCACCCCUGGACGCUCCGAGAACAGAUAGGGCUGUCGCUUUUGUGUGUUUGCUGCUCCGCCUCACAGGCGUCAUGUCUAGCCGCACCCUCUCCUCCGUUGGUCUGUCCCCGCUCCUUCGCGGUGUACGCCAUAGUACUUGCAUUUGAAGUGAUUCUGUGUUCACUUAACGUUACCUUGAACCUUUUUUUUUUUUUUUUUUUGACAUGGCUGUAGUACAUGUGUUCAUUUUUAGAGAUUGUUGCAAUAAUUCUUGUGGAUGUUUUAUCAGAGCGACUGCGUGUGCGUGCGCGUGUGUGUGUGCGCGUGUGUGUGUGUGUUUUUAUUAUAUGUACGGCGCAUUUCUACUUUGUAACCCGGGGGGUGAUGUACAGUAAUGCUUAGUAUUCCGUGGAGGUGGGUGCACCUGUGUGAAGGGUUGCGACGCUGCUGGUGGUGGUGUUGCGUUGGGGCUCCUAUGGAUACACACACCAAGCGGUCCAGCAACUCUCCACCUCCCGUCAGCUCCAUGAAAGCCUUGGGUCCGGACUCUUAAACAUGUGAUUACAUAGUGCGUCGCUGGUUACAUCACCCUGUCUCUGUUCAGUCGAUGUUGUCUUUUUACUUUAUUGUGUCGACUUGGUUCCUUCACGCUCACUGGGUUCUAAGCACACGCCAUCUGUUUCUUUCCACUGAAACCUUGUGGCUCCUCUGUCAACGAGACAAACUACUGAAACAUUCCACUGUUUGAGAGACUCCGGCGUCGCCCCGCGCUGCACUACUGUCCUGUCGCCCCCGCUCUCGUCGGCACGGCGACGGCGCCGCCGCGGCCCGACCCCUUUUGUUGCGCUCCUCCCACCAAAGACUUCAACGGAUCGACCCUGUACAGCACAGCACAGUUCAUUCUGAGCAAUCCUCCACCUGCGCGGCUAGAAUAGAUUGGCAAUAACCUUCGGUCUCAUGUUUUUAAGUGCUUUUUAGGUCAUGUUGUGUUACAACCAGGCAUACGGCGCAGUAGUAAGUACACAGGGAGGAUUAAACAAAGCGAACACAUACAGCACAAUCCUGAAUUUGUUUAGAAUCUGGUACAAAAAGCUGUUUAGUCGACUUUUCUUUACCCCUCAUGCUCAUACGCCCCUGUUUAGACUGAAUAAUUAUUUAAUGUCUAUCUAAAUUGUUUUUUUAAGCCUGUUGUUUUCAUGUUAUUGAUGUGUAGCUUUAUUGCUGUUGCAAGAAAAUGAAUUUGUACCUGUCAUACAUUAGCGUGCCAUGGACUAGAAUGACGGAUAAAAAUGAAAUUAACCCACUCAAAAAAUCAACUGUACCUUUAAAACCAGGGCCAUCUGCACAAAAUGAAUGUACUACAGUUUGUGACCUGCGGCGCCUGAGGAGGCUUUAGAGCUUUCUCAGUGGGCGACUAGGAGUUUCAUUUCUACACCAUUUGUGACCGUGCAUGAUGCAAUAAUUAUACAUCUGAUCCCCAGCAAAAUCACAGUGAGACAAAUACUAGAAAACCAUCACUGUCCUCAUAAUUAGGGUUUAUAGAAUAAUCACUUACACAAAUUAACCAUUUGGAGAAGCCCAGUAUGCACACGCUUGAUGCUUAUAAAACCUUAGUCUAUCACCCUGCUUUUAGUGUUUUUAAAGGGGAAUCAGAAAUGUGAACUACCAAAAUGUGCUUAAGCAAAGUGUGAACGUGGUCUGUGUUGCAGAGGUGGCGGCUCGGAGGACUGCCUUCCAAAUAACCAUCAAAACCUCCAAAGCUUUAAAGCGAUAUUAAAGUUAGAGAGAACUCAACAAGGCACCGUGUCCCUCCGCCAUGACAGUCAAGCUUCCGCCGAUGCUCGCGCUGUUGUGAAUCCUCCUCCUCCUCUUCCUCCAGGAAACACUGAGAAACAUUCCGGAAGUCACAGCCUCAUUGGGCAGAGUUUCUUCCCAAAGUGGGAAGAGGUUAGAAACAAGUGUGAUGUAGCGUGUCGCCAGGAAAUCCAUGAUCGAGCUGCAUAAGCAUUCUUAAAGCCCUUUUCGAUGAGAGUGUGUGUUUUUUUGUUUGCUUCUUUGUUGAGGAAAUCUGCUCCUUUUCCUGGUGGAUCCUUGGUGGAAAUCAGGGUGGGGUGGUCAAGGUUUGAUGCCGUCACUAAUGAACCAUAAUCAGUUCAAAAAUUCAUUAUUGUUUUCCACUGUUCUACACUUCUUCACUUCUACACUUCACAGGGAUAUGACAUAGUUUCUUAUUUGUACCAGGCCCAGAUUUUGGUCUUGCUUUUCCCAACUAAUUGCCAACUGACCUUGAGUUGUAGUGAUAAGAGAAGGAAUGUGGCAGGAGACCAAAGCUGCGUUCAAAGCCAGAUUUGCGCACCUACUCGACGAAGCAUCUCGUAUUUAGCAAAACCUCACGUUCCCUGUCACAACCCGCCACUAAUUUUGUGUAGCUCAACAGCUACUUGCACAACACUUAUGCAAGUGAUUUCAUUUACAUCUACUUGAGACCUAAGAAUGCAUCAAACCAUGACCCCCUUUGUCGUCCAUUGCUGUACGGUUCCUCAAUGGUGUAAAAUCUCAUUCUUUGUCAGUGAAGCUAACGUGUGCUGCAGUAUUUUCCUAGUAUACUUCUAGUUUAUCGUCUUUUUAUUAUUUACUUUUGUUUUUUGGGGUGUGAUGUCUCAUUAUUUCAAUCUGUUAACGUAGCAUUCUAUGUAUACCCUGCUCCUUAGCCUAAUAUUAUUAAGUAUGUUAUGAGAAUGGAUAUUUUACUGGCUUUAUAGAAUGUUUAAAUAAAUAUAAUGACAAUAAGAAGAAGGAUUAAUUAAACCUCCUAACAAGUUGAGUACUUGCUACUAAGCGCUUGUGUUACCAUUAUGAUGUUGUGUGCUUCUCUUAAUCAUAUUCGUUGUAGAAAAAUGGAGUGAAUUUAUAUUAGGCUUUGAAAAAACUAAUGAUAGAAUUGUACAUUUUUGAGGAGGAUUUUAACAGACAAACAACUUUGUCAAAUAGAAGAAUAUAGUUAUUUUAACUGUCCUCUUUACUAACUGUAGGGUGACAAGGGGCUCGCGUUGUGGUGAACUAUGUUAUAGCUUGUUAUUCACUGUUACUUUUGAUCAUUUUUUCGGUCUCCAAGGUGAAUCGAGUUAUUAAUGAGAAUUUGUAUGCUCACAUAUGCAUAUUGUAUAUGUGUAGAAAUGUAAUCACACUUUGUCUUGGAUUUACAUUAAACUGUUAAGUCACGG